AUCAAUCGAAAAAUCCAUCAUGCCAGAAGGUCCUGAGCUUCAUUUGGCCAGUAGAUUCGUAAAUCAAUCCUGCAUUGGGCGCAUUUUCAGUGGGAAAAUUGAAAAGAACCCGGUGCACAAGUGCAGCGACGUUGAAUUCGACGCGACAGAGUACACCAUCGCCGCGGCCUCCCGGGGGAAGGAGAUGCAGCUUACGCUGACAAAGCUCGAUCGUGUUGACAUUGGAAAAUCGGAAAGUAGCGAUGGCGGUGGCGACAAGAAAAAGAAAACGUCAAGAGGAAGGAAGAAGAUCACUACCCAGGAUCAGGACGAGACAGAUGACAAGAAGAAAUUAAAGAUUCCUGAGACACUAAAAAUCCUAUUUCGAUUUGGGAUGUCUGGAAACUUCCAAUUCACCACAAUGGACGACAUCCACAAGCACGCCCAUUUGAAAUUCUACACCAAUGAUAAACCUCCAAUGGUCUUGAGUUAUGUUGAUAUUCGCAGAUUUGGACGUUGGGAGGUUGGUGCAGAUUGGUCCAAAAACCGUGGUCCUGAUCCCAUGUUCGAGUAUCAGGCAUUCAGGUCUAAAGUGGUGGAGAACAUCAACAAUGCAGCUUUUGAUCAGCCAAUCUGUGAGACUUUGCUGAAUCAGAAAUUCUUCAAUGGAAUCGGCAACUAUCUGCGAGCAGAAAUUCUCUACAGGUUGCGUAUCCCUCCGUUUGAGAAAGCAAGAACCGUCCUGGAAGGACUGAGUGUUGAACCACCUGAUGUGAAACCAAUGAAAGGAGGAGCAAAGAAAGGAGCGCAACCAGAUUUACUCCAUCUGUGUCACACAGUGCCUCUUGAGGUUAUUGCUAUAGGCGCUGGUGGAUACACUGCCGAUGGUAAAGCAUCCGACUACUCUGAUUUCAUGAAAUGGCUUCAGUGUUACUAUCAGGACGGGAUGAAGAACAUGGUAGAUCAUAAUGCUAGGACCAUCUGGUUUUCAGGACCACCAGGACCAAUGACACCUAAAGAUGAAAAAUCUCGCAACAUCAGAAGUCCAAAGAAACGUCCAAAGGCUACUGACACUGACGAUGUACAAACUACAGUGAAGUCAAAAAGGAAAGAAGGGUCUGACAUUGAUGCCCCCCAAAAGAGCAGUAAAAGACCACCAAAGCGCAAAUCGACCACUACCUCUGCAACAGAAGCAGUACCCAAAGCCCCACGACCAUCACAGAAGAGGAGAAAUUCAAGUAAAGAGGCAAGCGGUGAGAAAAGUGAGGAGAGUCGGAAAGGAAAAAGUAAGAAUGGGAAGGGAACUUCAAAAAGUGUGCAAUCCGGAAAAGAUUUGAAGAAGAAAGCUGCCAGUGUGAAGGGCCGCAAGAAAGGUAAAAUAAACGCACUAGCUAAAGAAGAUGAAAAGGCAGAGAUUGUCAAACAGAAUGGAGUUACGAGCAAGAGAGGAAAAGGGCUGCAGAGAACAAGUAGGAGGUCAGCAAAACAGAAAUGAUUUAUUCUGCAUAAAGGAUAUGUUCAUCAGUACUGAGUCAAAUUCAAUGGAGAUAUUGGAUGUCAUUUACGAAAUCAUGAUCAUCAGGCAACGAUGGCAGUUAUUUCCAAAAGUCCAAAAGGGUAUUAGUGGAUAUCAAUAGAGGGCAUAUUGAAGGUCUAUAGAUGCUAUCUUCCUCAUGUCCAUUAUUUUUGUAUUAGCCAAGUCAAGGAUCACAUUCCAAUUGAAAGUUGGGAGCAACUGUGGUCCCUGGUGAUGAAGUUUGAAUAGAAAUUUCUUAAAGGCAAUCUUUUUUUUGUGUUCGUCACGACUACCUGACAAUCAUUGAAUCCCGAGGUAGAUCCAGGAUUUUCCAGGGGGGGCACAUUUUCCUGAUGAAUAUUUGACAAAAAAAAAAAAAUGUCCUCACUUC
Molecule: messenger RNA, 1886 nt
Organism: Lytechinus variegatus (green sea urchin)
Lineage: Eukaryota; Metazoa; Echinodermata; Echinoidea; Temnopleuroida; Toxopneustidae
Gene: neil1
Product: endonuclease 8-like 1
Exons: 6
Coding region: 20-1474 (484 amino acids)
Biological process (GO): base-excision repair
Cellular component (GO): nucleus
Molecular function (GO): zinc ion binding; DNA N-glycosylase activity; damaged DNA binding
Source: RefSeq, a predicted model, not a curated record